This is a messenger RNA of Sphenostylis stenocarpa, 912 nucleotides long. The record is from the annotation of a GenBank genome assembly. Lineage: Eukaryota; Viridiplantae; Streptophyta; Magnoliopsida; Fabales; Fabaceae.
AUGGAGAAGAAGUUAAGGGUAAAGAAGAAAGUAUGGAUGGGGAAGAAGUUUGGGAUGGAGAAGAAGUUUGGGAUGGAGGAGAAGAUUGGAAUGGAGGAGAAGAACCGAAGUAUGGAGAAGAAAUUAAGGAAGAAGAAGUUUAGGAAGGAGACGAAGUCAAGGAAGAAGAAGUUUUGGAUGGAGAAGAAGUUAAGGAUAAAGAAGAAAGAAGCAGAAGAAGUUAAGGAGGAUGGAGAAAAAGUUAGGGAAGGAGAAAAAGUUAAGAAUGAAGAACAAGUUAGGGAAGGAGAAGAAGUUAAGGAUGGAGAACAAGUUAGGGAAGGAGAAAUAGUAGUUAAGGAUGGAGAAGUAGUUUGGGAUGGGGAAGAAGUGAAGGAAGGAGAAGAAGAAGAAGUUUUGGAUGGAGAAGAAGUUAAGGGUAAAGAAGAAAGUAUGGAUGGGGAGAAGUUUGGGAUGAAGAAGAAGUUUGGGAUGGAGAAGAAGUUUGGCAUGGAGGAGAAGUUUGGAAUGGAGGAGAAGAACCGAAGUAUGGAGAAGAAAUUAAGGAAGAAGAAGUUUAGGAAGGAGACGAAGUCAAGGAAGAAGAUGUUUUGGAUGGAGAAGAAGUUAAGGAUAAAGAAGAAAAAUGAAGUUAAGGAAGCAGAAGAAGUUAAGGAGGAUGGAGAAGAAGUUAGGGAAGGAGAAAAAGUUAAGAAUGAAGAACAAGUUAGGGAAGGAGAAGAAGUUAAGGAUGGAGAACAAGUUAGGGAAGGAAAAGAAGAAGUUAAGGAUGGAGAAGUAGUUUGGGAUGGGGAAGAAGUGAAGGAAGGAGAAGAAGUUAAGGAAGAAGUAGAAGAAGAAGUUUUGGAUGGAGAAGAAGUUAAGGGUAAUGAAGAAAGUAUGGAUAGGGAAGAAGUUUGGGAUGAAGAAUAA